CCGCCAUUCCCAACUCAGUGCAAACAUCAUUAUGCAUAUAUCUGAUGUUUGGAAUUUGGCUGCGUAAGUAGCUAAUGGCCCUGGCACAUUCUCGAUGCAACAAUACAUACAUUGUUUCAGAGCUGUUCGAGCUCAGUACCAGUAUUAUUGUUCGUUUGCCGACUUUCCUCGGUUUAUGCUGAUAAGUGUCACUCGAACAGUGGAGAAUGAUCGUUCAUGAUUAGAGUCAAGAUGUCUAACGCGGUCUAGUUGGCCAGACAAUCUGCCAGCUGUUGUAAUGUCAACUUACUGCCAUAAGGUAAUACAUUAGUACCUACUAAUAAUUCAUCAAGGACUGGCAUCAAGCAAGCUUCUCGCCUUACUUGACAAUGUUGCCGGGAAUGGAGUAUAGAUGAUCCGUCAUUUUUUUGCCCCGCCAAACCCAACCCGCUAGAGGGGUACCAUCACAGCGUACUAUGGCCCUGCGUCUUGUCGAGUACCCGAGUAUCGCAUCGUCGCAUGCACCCUGAACUACUUACUACCUACAUCCCCAAAAAUUCCUGUGACUCAGUACAAUCUACGCCCAAAUCCACGUCCGACGCUCGACAGAAGUCUCUCCUCUCGCCUCUGAUUCUUCGGGAAAAGGAUAAUUUACCGAACAAGGCUCGAGGCUCCGCUUCAUCAUGCCUACCAUUUCCGUCGACAAGUACAAGCUUUACGAAGCCCUCGGUCAAAAAUUCACGACCGAGGAGUUUGAGGACCUUUGCUUCGAGUUCGGUAUCGAGCUUGACGAGGAUACUGAGAAUGAUGAGCGUCCAAUUGUAAACGGCGAGCAGGAGCCUCCUCAGCUCAAGAUUGAGAUUCCCGCCAACCGAUAUGACAUGCUCUGUUUUGAGGGUAUUGUCACCAAUCUCAACAUCUUCCGCGGACGAAUUGAGCCUCCCAAGUACCGUUUAGUCGAGCCCGCAAGCGGCAAGCUUGAGUCAAUCACCGUCAAGCCCGAAGCCGAGCAGGUCCGGCCAUAUGUCUCUGGCGCUAUCCUCCGCAACAUCAAGUUCGACAAGAGCCGAUACGAGUCCUUCAUCUCUCUACAAGACAAGCUUCACCAGAAUCUUGCUCGAAACCGAACACUAGUCUCCAUUGGUACCCACGACUAUGAUACUAUCAAAGGUCCCUUCACCUAUGAGGCUCUCCCCCCCAAGGAUAUUAAGUUCAUCCCCCUGAACCAGACCAAGGAGAUGGACUCUGCUGAGUUGAUGAACUUCUAUGAGACUGAUAAGCACCUGGGCCGCUUCCUCCACAUCAUUCGCGACUCACCAGUCUACCCUGCGAUCUACGACUCCAACCGUGUUGUCUGUUCCCUUCCUCCAAUUAUCAACGGUGAUCACUCCAAGAUUACACUUGACACCACCAAUGUUUUUAUUGAAAUCACCGCCACCGACCUCACCAAACUCGACAUCGUCACCGACAUCAUGGUCACCAUGUUCUCCAUGUACUGCUCUGAGCCUUUCACUGUCGAGCCCGUCCAGAUCAACUCCGACCAUAACAACCAAACCCGAGUCACUCCUAACCUGAAGCCCAGAGUUGCUGAGGUUGAAAUCGACUACCUCAACAGCUGCACCGGGCUCACCGAGUCUCCCGAGAGCCUGUGCAAGCUUCUCUCCAAGAUGUCCUACACCUCUACACCCUCAACAAAAGAUUCCAACAUCCUCGAGGUUGCUAUCCCCCCAACCCGAGCGGAUGUCCUUCAUCAAUGCGACGUGAUGGAAGAUCUUGCUGUGUGCUACGGAUACAACAACCUUCCUCGUACUGCUCCUUCACGAAGUGCUACCGUUGGUGCCCCCCUGCUGGUCAACAAGCUCAGUGAUAUUAUCCGAAUCGAGGCCGCCGUUGCUGGCUGGAGUGAGGUUAUGCCCCUAAUCUUGUGCAGUCACGACGAGAACUUUGCUUGGCUAAACCGUAACGAUGACGGAAACACCGUCGUACGUCUGGCCAACCCCAAGACCGCUGAGUAUCAGGUCGUGCGAUCAACUCUUCUACCUGGUCUUCUCAAGACUAUUCGUGAGAACAAGGGCCAUAGUGUGCCAAUGAAGAUCUUUGAGGUCUCUGACGUUGUCUUCAAGGAUGAGUCUCAAGAACGCAAGGCUCGCAACGAGCGGCAUUUCGCCGCCGCCUGGUACGGUCGAACAAGUGGUUUCGAGGUCGUCCAUGGCCUGCUUGAUCGUGUUCUUCUCAUGCUUCGAACUGCAUUCCUCACCCACGAGGAGGGUCUUUCUGGCAAGAGUGUCGAUUAUGAGGUCAAGGAGAACCCCAGCAAGCCCGAUGGUUACUGGAUCGAGGAGCUUGAUGAUGCCACCUUCUUUGCUGGCCAUGCUGCUUCCGUAUAUCUCCGUCUUGGCGGAAAAGAGAGACGCAUCGGCGAGUUCGGCAUCUUGCAUCCUACCGUGUUGGAGAAGUUUGAUUUGAAAUACCCUGUCAGCACUCUCGAGAUCAAUCUCGAGGUUUUCCUGUAAUGUCAAAGAAUCUAAAGAAAACCUACAACACGAGGGUUAGAGCAGCUAAAAGCGGCGACGGACGCAACGAAAUCAUGUGGAUAUGCUUCAAUGUGAACAAACACGUUUCCACAACUAGGAAGACCUUACAAGAUAGACAAAAAUAAAGAAGAAACCAAACAAGGCCGAGUUGAACCUAUGAGUAACCGAAGGGUUUGGUUUAUUAUACUCUAUAACUACCUACCUAAUUCAUGUAGUCUUCAAGGAGUCUAUUGCUGUCUAAGCCCUCGCCGUGUACAGCGCGAUUGGCGCAAAAUCAGAAUGUCAUCACCACUCAAGCGAAA
Molecule: messenger RNA, 2815 nt
Organism: Fusarium verticillioides 7600
Lineage: Eukaryota; Fungi; Ascomycota; Sordariomycetes; Hypocreales; Nectriaceae
Product: phenylalanyl-tRNA synthetase, beta subunit
Exons: 3
Coding region: 663-2492 (609 amino acids)
Biological process (GO): phenylalanyl-tRNA aminoacylation
Cellular component (GO): phenylalanine-tRNA ligase complex; cytoplasm
Molecular function (GO): RNA binding; magnesium ion binding; ATP binding
Source: RefSeq, a predicted model, not a curated record